Molecule: messenger RNA, 2776 nt
Organism: Ctenopharyngodon idella (grass carp)
Lineage: Eukaryota; Metazoa; Chordata; Actinopteri; Cypriniformes; Xenocyprididae
Gene: dbh
Product: dopamine beta-hydroxylase (dopamine beta-monooxygenase)
Exons: 12
Coding region: 285-2129 (614 amino acids)
Biological process (GO): octopamine biosynthetic process; norepinephrine biosynthetic process; dopamine catabolic process
Cellular component (GO): secretory granule membrane
Molecular function (GO): dopamine beta-monooxygenase activity; copper ion binding
Source: RefSeq, a predicted model, not a curated record
AGCCAGAGAGAGUCCACAGCCAACAUUCUGCAGCAGUGGACCAACACGAGGACCAGUGGACACCUACCAACUGAGAAAUAAAUCUGAAAGGAGAUCUAGGAAGUCAACAGAAGAAAAAUCGACUUGGGAGUUCUCAAAAGACGACAGCAUAAGGAGUGAAUACUAUAUCAGUGCGAUCAAAAGUGAGGUUUUUGACGACUUCGACAAUAACUUCAGGACAGCCCAAAAAAAAAUCAUACAAAAGAACAACAGAAAGGGCCUUCAAGUAGAAGACAACAUAGGUAAUGCGUCUUCUCAACAAAGACCUGCGGUUGCAAGACGUCACCCUCAUGUACCUCACUGUUUUGGCCACUGUGGUGGUGCUCUUGGUGGCAUCCUACCAGGCUCCUGCGGUCCACUCCAGACCCACCCUGGCCUACCACAUCCCCUUAGACCCCUCAGGCCAGCUGGAGCUUUCCUGGAACAUUAGCUAUCCCACACAGGAGGUCUAUCUAGAGGUGAAAGUCAAAGAGCUACACCACGGCAUUUUACUGGGCAUGUCCGAUCGGGGAGAGCCAACGAAUGCCGACUUGGUCCUUCUGUGGGAUGACGGUCACAAAUCCUAUUUUGGGGAUGCAUGGAGUGAUAAUGAAGGCAGAGUGAUGCUGGACACUCAACAGGACUAUCAGCUGCUGGAGACUCAUCAGUCCACUGAAGGCUUCUUCCUGCUCUUCAAAAGACCAUUCAGCACCUGCGACCCACACGACUACAUCAUAGAGGCAUGCACGGUCCACAUAAUCUACGCCAUGCUGGAGCAACCGAUCCUAUCUUUGCAUGAGCUCAACAUAUCCCGUCUCCAGCCUGGCAUCCAGCGAGUUCUGCUUCUGCGUCCAGACACUCCGUCCCCUGCUCUCCCGAGAGAUGCCCACACCCUGGAGGUCCUGGCCCCUGAUGUCAUCAUCCCCACACAGGAGACCACUUACUGGUGCCAUAUCUAUCAGCUCCCGCCUAAUAUGCCCAAGAACCACAUUGUCAUGUAUGAGUCUGUAAUCACUCCUGGUAAUGAAGCCAUUGUCCAUCACAUCGAAGUGUUCGAAUGUUCCCCUCAGAUCGACACCGUACCUCAAUACAGCGGCUCCUGCGAUUCAAAGAUGAAGCCCCGCAAACUCAAUUACUGCCGACAUGUUCUGGCUGCCUGGGCCAUGGGAGCGGAGCCGUUUUACUACCCUACUGAUGCUGGUUCGCCUCUGGGAGGAGAAGGUUCUUCUAGGUUCCUUCGUCUUGAAGUUCAUUACCACAACCCUCUCCUUAUAUCAGGACGCAGAGACUCCUCAGGCAUUCGUUUAUGGUACACUCCAUCUCUGAGGAGGUUUGACGCAGGCAUCAUGGAGCUCGGGCUAGUCUACACUCCUGUCAUGGCCAUUCCUCCCCGCCAGCGCUCUUUCCAGCUGACUGGCUACUGCACCGACAAGUGCACACAGACGGCUCUUCCUGUAGGGGGUAUACACAUCUUUGCAUCCCAGCUACACACUCAUCUGGCCGGCCUCGGGGUGAGAACCGUCCUGGUGCGAGGAGGGAGAGAGGUGGAAGUGGUACAGGAGGACAAACACUUCAGCACCCAUUACCAGAUCAUCCGUGUUUUAAAGAAGAUGGUGACUGUUUUGCCAGGCGAUGCUCUCAUCACAAAGUGCACAUAUAACACUGAAGACAGGAACAAAGUUACCGUGGGUGGUUUUGGGAUCAUGGAAGAGAUGUGUGUCAAUUAUGUCCAUUAUUAUCCCCGUACACAGCUGGAGUUGUGCAAGAGCCACGUGGACACAGAUUACCUGCAGAAAUACUUCAGUCUCAUCAACAGGUUUCAAGGACGUGAGAGUUGCAGUUGUCCUCAGACUACUGUGGAAGACCAGUUCUCCUCACUAACCUGGGACGGCUUCAGCGGGGAGGUGCUGAACUCCCUCUACAUCACUUCCCCCAUCUCAAUGCACUGCAACCAAUCCACAGCUGAGCUCUUUCCUGGUCAAUGGGAGAAACAGGAGAUACCGGUGGUGACGGCAGAGUUCCAGAGAGCCCCGUACCUGUGUGAAUUAAGCCCCAGAGCGGCCUCUCAGAGUGACAACCCUACAGAGGUCAGGUCUGACAGCAGCGCCUGAUGCCCAGACAUGCAUCUGCCUCCUGCGGAGUUCAAUCUUUACGAUUCUUUGCCUGCCUGGUGACUCAACAUCAGAUUCACAAAGCAGCCUGUACAAUAUGGAGGAGAUGUGCUUUAAAGAUAUCAUAUAAAAUCAAUUACUAAAGUACUGUUUUGUGUUUAGACUAUUAUUUUAGAUAUUACAUUAACAUUUGCUUGAGAAGGUGCAGUAUAUAAGGUAAGAGGCAGAUGUAAUGAUCAUCAGUGGAAGAAACAGCAUUUAUAUGGACAAAGGUGCACUACACUUAAAACGUAACAUUAUUAUAAAGUAUACACUGAAUACCGUCUACGAAAAUAGUAAAAUAUUACAUUUUAUGCAAUGAUAAACAUUUCAAAUAGUCGCAGGUUAAAUUAUCAUAUGACCUAAUUCCAUGCAUGCUUAAUUCCAUAUAUCUCAGAAAUACAAUUUAUUUCGAAUUUUUUUUAUAGUUAUUUUGUUUUGUGUAAAAACAUCUAAACAGACCAAUGAAAUGAGUCUGAACAAUGACACUAUUUUCUUCUAGAGCUGCUGUACAGCCAAACAACAUUGUUGCAUUAUUUUCCUGUUAUCACUGUAAAGCUGCUUUGAAAUAAUCUGCAUUGUAAAAGCGCUAUAUAAAUAAAGGUGAC